CUCCACAACAUCACACGAGUCUCCAGAUUCGCAAAGGACAGAAACACAAAACACAUUUAACUUCCAAGAAUCAUUCAUCAUCUUCAUAAAUGUUUUCCCCUUUUAUGUGGGUUCUUAAUCAUUGUUGUUAUUUUCAAGAUUUUUGACCCUGAAAAUCCAAACCCCUCUUAACUGAAUCUGAAAAUCAUCAUCUGCAAGCUAAAAAUGAGUAAGUGUGUUAGAAAUCAUGAUUCUUGGACAUAUUUUUUUGUUUAAUUCUAUUGUUUCCUCAUAUGGGUUUUAUGGUUUUGAGAUUUUUGUUUUUUCUGGGGGGUUGGGUGGAUUAGUGUAUGCAAAGGUGAAGGUGAAGGAAGAGAUUGAGGAAGCUGAUGAAUGUGGUUAUGAGAAGAGUUCUUUGAAGACAUUUGAAUGGCUGUCUUUGGAUCAUUUUCCUUCUUCUGGUGCAUCUCAACGAUUGGUCGUGAAUUCAAAUGUCCCGAAAUCUUCAAGACCUAGCCUUCAAGCAUCCAAAGAAAAGGCAAACAAUAAACAAAGGGUGGUGGUUGCGAAGAACCAUAAAAAUGGACGAGCUGCUUCAGCCCCUCGUCCACGUGCCAUUUUGUCAAGUCCAGAAAAUGAUGGGAUCCUAUGGAGCAAAACACAGACAAGAAAAGAACUACUUUCAGCUCUAAAAAGUCAUAAUUUAUGUCAGAAUAGACAUACGAGAUGCAAAGUCUUCCCAAGAUCUGAACGUGGAGUAGUCACACAAAUUCACAACAAAGAAUCAUUUGAGAAGAAGCAGGACAUUCGAUCAAAAGAAAGAACAACUCGAGCUGAUUCAAAAGGAUAAUCCCAUCAUUAUUCUAGACCUAAGUUUUUAAUGAGACAUUGUAAUUAAAACUAUUCUAUGUAUAUAAAUAUGUUAAUAAUAUUGGAGAAAUAUGAGAAAAUAAUUUUGAGCAAAUCCUUUGAUGUGAUACUGAAAUUGGCUGCAU
This is a messenger RNA of Sesamum indicum (sesame), 974 nucleotides long. RefSeq lists its product as uncharacterized. Lineage: Eukaryota; Viridiplantae; Streptophyta; Magnoliopsida; Lamiales; Pedaliaceae. The record is from RefSeq and is a predicted model, not a curated record.